This is a messenger RNA of Alternaria postmessia, 858 nucleotides long. RefSeq lists its product as uncharacterized. Lineage: Eukaryota; Fungi; Ascomycota; Dothideomycetes; Pleosporales; Pleosporaceae. The transcript is spliced from 2 exons. The coding region runs from base 1 to 858 and encodes 285 amino acids. Gene Ontology annotation, molecular function: protein binding. The record is from RefSeq and is a predicted model, not a curated record.
AUGACUGAUAACAACGAAAAUAACUUCAACACGCAAGUGCUUGCCGCUGUCGAGUCUAACGACCUCGCUACCCUACAAAAUAUGCUGUCGACACGCGACGCCGAAGGUCCUAAUGCUUUGCACCGGGGUCAGGGAUUGACCGAGGCCCUCAGCACAGCAUUGGAGCUAGCCCAGUUCGAUAUAGCCGAGGAGCUUUUCAAGCGUGGUGCUAGGUGGGGUGAUAGCACCAUCAUGUACGUCUCGGAAGGGGCACGUGAGGGAAACGGGUGGAAUACGAAAGCCAUCGAUGUCGCGAUAGCGCACGGUUGGGAUGUCAACGAGCACUUUGACCAUCUUGGCAGCGCUCUUGUACUCCUUGUCAGUGCGACGGAGACAGGCCCAGAAUAUCCCGAUGGCGAUACAGCUGCCCUGAAAAUUGCUGCGCAUCUAUUAUCAAAAGGCGCCGAGGUAGACGAGGGUACCCAGACGUGCAACAACCCACUAGAAUUGGCCUGUAUGCAUGGUGAUAGGCAUAUGGCAGCGCUAUUAUUGGCACAUGACGCAUCGCUGGAAAAGGCGCCUAAGGCACUCCUCAAUGCUGCCGAAAACGGCAACAUUGACAUAAUGCAGCAGUUGCUAGAUCACGGCGCUGAUGUCAAUGCACACCCGUAUGGAAACUUGGAGACAAUUCCUGCGCACCGACAGGACAAAGGCUGGGGCUCUGCGCUACAUUGUGCUGUUAAGAACCACCGUACUGAGGCAGUCUCAUUUCUCUUAGAGAAAGGUGCGGACAAGAAGUACAGAAACAAGGUGGGAUUGACGGCUUUGGAUCUUGCUCGCGAAUUAGGACAGGAGGACAUUGUGCGGUUGUUAGAGUAG